CCUCUACCCUUUCAUGCAGAAGACUUGUAAUAAUUCCUACAAAAAUUCCCUCUAUACACCUAACCUUAGAUAUCAAGUAAUGUCAAAAAUCAACGGUGUCGUUGCAGGUGACAUGGAAGAAGUUAAGAAAGUCUUUAACAAGUUCGACACUAACGGUGACGGCAAGAUUGACUUAACCGAGCUCGGAUCUAUUCUCCGAGCUCUCGGCACCAACGCGCCUCACGACGAGCUUCAACGCAUAAUGUCCGAAAUCGACACCGAUGGUGACGGGGUGAUUGAUCUCAAGGAGUUCUCUGAUUUUCACCUCGGUGGUUCGGAUGACGCGGCGAAUCUCAAAGAUCUUCGUGACGCGUUUGACUUGUACGAUCUUGACAAGAACGGGCUGAUCUCGGUGAGCGAGUUGCACGCGGUGUUGAAGAGGUUGGGAGAGAAGUGCUCGUUGAAGGAUUGUAAGAAAAUGGUUAGUUCAGUUGAUGUGGAUGGUGAUGGUAAUGUUAAUUUUGAGGAGUUUAAGAAGAUGAUGAAUAAAGCCUAGAUUAGGUAGAUGUGUAGUUUCUUUCUAAUCUUAGUUAGUUAGGUUAACUCCUAUGUGACGGUUAAGUUGUAUAUACUUUACCAUCAACUAUGAUCUAGCUAAGUAAUUUUCCAUCUUA
Molecule: messenger RNA, 653 nt
Organism: Daucus carota subsp. sativus
Lineage: Eukaryota; Viridiplantae; Streptophyta; Magnoliopsida; Apiales; Apiaceae
Product: calcium-binding protein CML24
Exons: 1
Coding region: 14-535 (173 amino acids)
Molecular function (GO): calcium ion binding
Source: RefSeq, a predicted model, not a curated record